Apis dorsata (giant honeybee) is the source of this 7596-nucleotide messenger RNA. RefSeq names its product myosin-I heavy chain (gene Myo81F). Gene Ontology annotation, cellular component: cytoskeleton; myosin complex. Gene Ontology annotation, molecular function: ATP binding; protein binding; cytoskeletal motor activity. Gene Ontology annotation, biological process: signal transduction. The transcript is spliced from 16 exons. The record is from RefSeq and is a predicted model, not a curated record. Bases 484 to 7092 code for a protein of 2202 amino acids. Lineage: Eukaryota; Metazoa; Arthropoda; Insecta; Hymenoptera; Apidae.
GCCAGAAAUAACCUACAACAGAUCUAUCUAAUAUUAAUUAUUAUUUAUCGCCAAAUUGAUUGGAUCAAUAAUCUAACCAUAAAAUCGCAACUGAAAAAGAUUAAAGACAAAUUUUACAGCGAACGAAUAUAUAAUUGUAAUCGAAUAUCAUUUCAAAGAUUAAUUCUUCAUCAGUAAACUGUUGAUAAACCGCAAUUGGAAUACAAACAAGAAAAAAAUCGCGUAUGUGAUGGUGAGGUACAAAGGAUUGAUUAAUGAACCGGAGAAAAAAAAACAAACCGCAAUUACAUCAGAGACUACGAUGUUUGGGGUAGGCGCCAUUUACGUGAUACCACUACACCCGGCUCGUCAUCGCGAGAGCAUGUUAAUUAAAUCGAGAUUGUAAUCGAGCAGCUGGAAUCUUUCCUCGAAACUUUGUAACACUGAUUCCAUUGAAUUCUUCGUGAAUUAUGAGGCUCGAGCCCUGAGUUGGGUGUCCCGGAUAUGACAGUCAUCAGCGAUAUCGACGAAACGGGAAUCAAUCGAAACCUUCAAGUUCGAUAUGGAAGGGAUCAAAUAUAUACGUAUACCGGAUCCAUAUUGGUGGCUGUGAACCCCUACAAAGAAGUGGACUUCUACACGAACGAAUACGUGAAUCGAUACCAUGGCCAAAAAAUGGGCUCGUUGGAGCCACAUGUAUUUGCAUUGGCGGAGGCGGCGUAUAGGUCACUUCAAGAUACAGAGAGCAAUCAAUCCUGUGUGAUAUCGGGAGAAAGUGGCGCAGGCAAAACGGAAACCACAAAAUUCAUCUUACAGUAUCUUUGCUCGGUGACCAGUAAUGUCGAUACGUGGGUGGAACAACAAAUUUUGGAAGCGAAUACCAUCCUCGAAGCUUUCGGAAACGCAAAGACAGUGAGGAAUGAUAAUAGCUCUCGGUUUGGCAAGUUUAUGCAAGUAUGCUUCGACAGCAAAUGGAUGAUCAAGGGAUGCAUCAUUCAAGAUUAUUUACUCGAACAGAGUCGCAUAACAUUUCAAAGCGCCGGCGAGAGAAAUUACCACGUGUUCUAUCAGCUGGUCGAGGCUGGGACUAGGGAUAAGGAAUUCGCCGAACAAUAUAAACUGAUGCCAGCCAGUCAUUACAAAUAUUUGAAUCAGUCUGGCUGCGUGAAAAUCGAUGGAAUCUCUGACUGCAAGAAACUGGAUGCUCUUAGGCUUGCAUUUAACGUACUACAGGUCGCGCCAGAAAUGUGCGAGGGUAUUUUCAGAGUCCUGUCUGCCAUUCUUUGGCUCGGAAAUUUAAACUUUGAAGACGUGGAUGGUGAGAGAUGCGAGCUAACUAAAGAAGACCUUGACAUCGUUGGUACAGUUGCACCUUUGCUCGGACUUCAGGUUGAAGAUCUCACCAAGGUGGUUUUGAUACGACAGAUAAACGUCCGAGGAAAUAUCACUGAGAUACCAUUGAAGGUUCAAGAAGCCCGUGAAAAUAGACACGCUAUGGCGAAAGCAUUAUACUCGAGAACAUUUGCCUGGUUAAUCAAUCAUAUAAAUAAUUGUACAAACCCUGGUCAGGAUAGCUCAAGGUUUCUUGGUGUUUUGGAUAUAUUUGGCUUUGAAAACUUUGCCAUAAACAGUUUCGAGCAACUCUGUAUUAAUUAUACGAAUGAGAAGCUGCACAAGUUUUUCAAUCACUACGUGUUCGCGCUGGAACAGGAACUAUACCGACAGGAAGAGAUCCAAUACUCCCAUAUCACCUUCACGGACAACACCAUGUGCCUGGAAUUAAUCGAGAAACCUCCACGAUGUGUUCUUAAAUUACUAACCGAACAGUGCCAUAUGCCGAAAGGUUCAGACCUAGCUUAUUUGACCAAUUUGCAUGCAGAAUUCGAGAACCAUCCGUGUUAUGUGAAAGGAGAUGAUCGACGAAAAUGGGAAAAAGAAUUUGGAGUAAAACAUUACGCAGGUUGCGUAACGUAUACAGUCGAAGGAUUUGUGGAUAAAAAUCGAGAUGUACAACAAGAUGUGUUCUUCGAUUUCAUGUCUAGAAGUACAAAUGAAUUUGUGCAAGAAAUUACAGUUUAUCAAGAUCUCUUGGGAUGUACAGUAGCCCGUGCAAGCGGUGGAAAUGCGACUACUAUGUCUCGUGGAACUUCGAAAGGCAAACCAACGCUUUGCGAUUCCUUCAGACAUCAGUUGCAAGCUUUGGUCGAUGUUCUUCAAGCUACUAUACCCUGGUAUGCCAGAUGUAUCAAACCUAAUAUGCAAAAAAUUGCAAAUCAUUAUGAUGAAAAGUUGGUUCUGGACCAGUUGAAAUAUUUAGGCAUGUUGGAUAUUAUUAGAAUCAGGAAAGAAGGUUUUCCUAUACAUAUGCCUUUCCAUGACUUUAUAGCAAGAUAUCGUUGUCUGGAAAAAGGACGUAUGUCGCGUACUUAUAAUGAAAAAGAAUCUGUUAGAUCCUUGAUUAGUAGUCAAGGUAUACCAGAGACCGAAUGGCAAAUAGGCAAGACCAAAGUAUUUUUAAGAAGUUAUGUACACGAACCUUUGGAAGAUUGUAGAAAUCAAAUGGUUACUAGUAAUGCAAUAAUGAUUCAAAAAAUAUGGAGAGGUUAUAGAGUUCGACGCGAAUAUAAACGCAUAAGAGAUGCUGCAUUGAAAGUGCAACAUGCAUACCGAGGCUGGAAAUUAAGAAUAAUGUUUAUUAGAAAACGAAGAGCAGCUAUUGUGAUACAAAGUCAUUUGCGUGGUGUAUUUGCAAGAGAAGUUGCAGCUGCUUUGAGAGAAAUGAGACGAGUAGAUGAAGAAAUGAGGAAAAGAGAGAGAUUGGAAGAGGAGAGAAGAUUAAUGGAAGAUAAGAAAGCUUUGGAAGAAAGUCAAAGCGCGCAGUACAAUGGUAUUGUUGGAAUGGAACCCGGAAAAGCACAAGAAGAAAUUGCUGCAUUGUCGCAAAUGGCGGAGCAAAUGAAUUCUAAAAUGGCUGCAUCAGAUUUACAAUCUGUAGACUUAGACAAUCUAUUUUCAUUCUUGUCUGAUGUACAAUCAUCAAAAGGUAAUCAGAUCAUCGAAGAAAUUGGCGAACAAAUGGACGAAUUGGUGGAAGAUCUUGAUGUAGAAUUAGAAACUGUAAUCCAACAAGAAUUGGAAAUGAAUUCGAAAGCAGAAUCUAAAGCAAAUACUCCAAAUGGACAAGAAGUUACCUCGCCAUUGCAACAACAAUCUCAAAGAAUACCUUGUACAAAUACUGGCAAACUUGGUCAGCCGAGUCUUCCAGAACCUACUGAACCUCCUCCACCUCCACCACCUCCUACUACUUUAACAAUAAAUGGUGAUUCUUCUACUGAUAAUGGAGAGCCAAUUUAUGAGUCUGUGUUACCACGCGAAGAAAAUAGUCCUAGUAGUCCAAUUUUAAUUAAUGGAAAUUCUGGACCAUUGGUUAAUGGUGAAUCGUGCGGUUCACCUCCACCAGUACCAAAUAACAAAAUCAUGAAAGACUCAAUUGCCGGUAGUCCUCCAUCUAGACCAGGAUCUAGAAAUUCAAACAGUCAUCAUUUACAUCAUAAUCAUCACGAACCAAUACCUCAACAACAACAAAAUGGUCAUGAUCAACAACAACAACAAUCACAACAAUCUCAACAACCACCUGUAGAAAGAGAACAGAGACGUAAAUGUAGAGUAGAACGCAAACUUCAAGAAUUGGAAGACAAAAAAGAAUCUGAUAACGAAGUUACUUAUCAUGAUAUUGUAGAGUUUGCACAAAAUUAUUUCAAUAGUCAUGAGCGAUCUCCGGAAGGUACGAUAAUGGCUACACUUACUAGAAAGUCACGUGGCAAGAGUGUAGAAUAUAUUCCCAAAUAUGAAAUGGUUACUUAUUAUAAAGGUUCUACUAUACCAAAUUCUCAUAUUCAUAUGUAUGAUCCUGAUAAUGUUAAUGUGGCUUGUUCAGUCUUUAGAGAUCUUUGUAAGUAUAUAAGAGGAGAAAUGAAACUAGAUCAAGAAAUUGCAACCAUUCAAAGUAUAAUUGGUUACGGUAUUGAACGUGAAGAAUUAAGAGAUGAAAUUUUCGUUCAAUGUAUGAGACAAGCAACUAACAAUCCCAAUCCAGAAUGGGCUGAACGAGUAUGGUUAUUGCUCUGUUUAGCUAUUGUUGCUUUUCAACCUAGUAAACUAUUGUAUAAAUACUUUGUAUCUUUCUUACGAAAGAAUUUGGCUCUUGAAGGCAAACUUCGACAGUAUGUUCAAUGGUGUGUGGAUAAUUGUAAAAAUAUGAAAGUUUCCUGUAGACAACAUCCGCCAUCGACUGUAGAGAUUGCAGCUAUGAGACGAUUAGGCACUAUAGUUUGCCGAUUUUUCUUUUUGGAUGGAAGAACCAAAGCAAUUGAUGUACAUCCGACAGAUACUGCUGCCGAUGCUGUUGCCAAAUUAGGUGAAAAGUUAGGUCUUAGAUCUCUAGAAGGUUGGGCGAUUUAUCAAAGUAGACCAGAUGGAGAGGAACAUGUACGAGCACAUGAUUAUUUGUACGACGUUAUAGCCGCUUGGGAAAUGAAACAAUGCAAACUAAACACAGCACAAUCAACCUUUUCAACGCUUCGUCGUGGAAAUAAUGCUACUUUAGGAAGUGGUGAUAAUCGAUUCGUUUUUAAACGAAGACUUUUCCGAAAUACUCGAGAAAUAUCUCAAGAUCCUGUCGAGGUUAAUAUGUUGUAUGCUCAAGCUGUAUAUAACGUUGUGAAGUGUGACGACUUUCCAGUAUCUGAAAAAGUUGCGCUCCAAUUGGCAGGCUUACAAGCGCAAGUCGCUUUGGGCGAUCCAAAAGAUAACGAUCGAUUAGAUUAUUAUAGUGAAGUUGAUAGUUUUUUGCCUUAUCGAAUUAGUCGAGCCCGUGGCGAUGAUGUUUGGGUGCCAAUAAUAGCGCAGGCACACAGACAGUAUGGUGCCGGUCGCAAAGAAUUGGCGGCCAAGGUGUUAUAUUUAUCUUGUGUAAUGCAAUAUCCUCUCUACGGCACGACUAUGUUCAACGUUACUUAUCGAGGUUAUUGGUCUUAUGGCAAUCAAUUAAUCUUAGGUAUCAAUUGUGACGGAUUGAUGUUGAUUAAACCAGAUGACAAAUUCGUCUUAUCGGAAUAUCGUUAUCAGGAUGUAGAAAGCAUCAUGUUAGAUCCAAGCGAUUCUUUCAUAACAUUGUCUCUUCUUCGACACAAUCCUGAUAGUUCGCAUAAGUGUUUUGUUUUUGAAACACCGCAGAAAAAUGAGAUAGGUAGUUUGAUCGUUAGUUAUUGUCCUGCACUGGCAGGUUGGAUCACGGAAAAUGAGGUUCCUACUAAGAAACUCAAAUGUAUUACUAACGAGGAUCGUAUUAGACUUUAUCAUAAUUUAGUUAAUUGUCGACGAACUUUAGUAGACGCGGAGAUAUUAAGAAAACCUCAAGAUUCUGGUGGAGGAUUUUUGAGAAAUACUUUGCGAAGAUUGUCUAAACACCGAAUAGAAAAACUUAGACAAGAGCAUGGUAGUGCAACUGAUCAUGGUGAAACUUAUAAAGGAUUUCCUUAUGCUUACUGGGCAUUUAGUAGACAAGCUAUACCUCAAAGUCUUUCGAAACUGCCAGAUCCUGAUGAGCAAAUGGGUCUCAGUGUAUUCCAAUUAAUUUUGACUUAUGCUGGAUUAGGGCAAAAUGGAGAUACUGUUCGUAGAGUAGAAGAUGAACAUGUGAAUUUAAUACAAACCGUAAUGGAACGUUGCAUAAGAAAAGAAAAUCUAUUAGGUGAAUUGUAUCUUCAGUUGAUUAAACAAACUACGGAUCAUCCAGAUCCUAAUAGUCGUGUCAAUCUCAGGCAUUGGGCGUUACUUUCUUUGGCCUGUUCAGUUAUCUUACCUCCACAAAAAGUUGUUCGAAAAUAUCUAAUAGCACAUUUGAAACGAUGUGCUAGUGAUUAUGUUACCGAAGAGGGGAAGUACGCCCGAUUUGCUGAAAAGUGCCUUUACAGAACGCAAGGCACAAGAAGAAGACAAUGGCCGCCAAGUAGGGAAGAGAUAAUGUGCACGAUUAAUCGCAGACCUAUUUACGCAAGAUUCCAUUUUAUGGACGGGCAGUAUCAUGCUGUUGAAUUUCAUCCAUCAGCUACUGCUAGAGAUGUGAUGGAGAUUAUCAAAACUAAAAUUGGUUUAGAAGAGACUGCCAUGGGAUAUGCCAUUUAUGAGGUCUUAGGUCCAACUGAACGAGCCCUGAUACCGGAAGAAAAGAUUGCUGAUGUAAUGUCAAAAUGGGAACGUUACAGAACAGCGAAUGCACAACAAAAUCAAACUCAGAGAAAACAUGCACAUCAUUUCUUCUUAUUUAAAAAACAUUUGUUCCUUGAUCAGUAUAUGAAUCUUGAUGAUCCGGUGGAAAAAGAAUUACUUUAUCAUCAAGUAUUGCAUGAUUUACGUGCUGAUCGAUUCCCUAUCACUGAAAAAGAAGCUAUGAUGUUAACAGCGUUACAAGCGCAAUUAGAACUUGGUGAUUGUGAAAAUGCUGUGUCUGAUUACGAUUAUCGUACUAUAUCAAGUCACUGCCUGCCUCCAAGACUGGUUCCAACUUUGUGUAUAGAAGGUGUACUUCAACAUCAUCAAUCAUUACGAGGAAUGACACCACCUGAAGCGAAGAAAGCUUUCUUAAAUUUAAUUCAGUCAUGGCCACUUCACAGAGCUACGAUAUUCGAUGUCAUGCAAUCAUUUACUUCAAACUGGCCACGUGUUUUGUGGUUGGCCGUUGAUCAACAAGGUCUUCAUCUUCUGGAACAUCGUUCCAGGAACACUCUUUGUACCUACGAAUAUAGCAGUAUUUUAAGUUAUAGUCCAGCUGUUAGUUGUUUGAUGAUUAUCACUGGUACUGAUAAGAAGCAAAGCAAAGUUAUUCUUACGACAUCUCAGGCACAUCAAAUUGCGAAUCUAAUUCGUGAAUAUAUGGAUGUCCUUCAAUCACCACCGGAAAUACCAAAAAGAGAAUCGGCGAUAGUUCAACAAAUUACUCAGCAACCGAUUCAACCACCGACAAAUCUUCCGGCUGCUACCGGUAGUCGUAAAUCUCGACCUGCUUCGGUACUACACAGAGGUGCUCCAGUGAUACAAUCACAAGCUAGUUAAAAGAUUAGAUAAUACUUAAAAGAUUAGUAAUAUUUCUCCUCAACCUCGUACUUUAUUCGUUACCUCAUAAGGUAAAUUUUUUUUUUAUUUUAUUUAUAAUAUUAUAUCUAACAUGCAUUUAAUUUAAUGAUAAUUUUAAUUAAUUUUAAUUUAUAUUACUUAUUUUAUUUAUGUUAAAUUUUUUUAUAUACUUUUGAUAUUUUUAUAUUUUAAAUUAAAUUUUUUAUAAAUAUAAUAAUUAAGUAUACAAUAAUUUCAGUAUCAGGUUGCAGCGAGAAAGUAUCUCUGUAAUUAAUAUUUUAUUGGCAAGGCCUAUCAGGCAAUCAGGUCUCAUCGCAAUGAGACGGGUACUAGCCUAGAAAUACUUCUUUCUUCCAAUAUUUAUUCAAUUAGCUUAGAGCUCAAGAGACGUCGAAAGAAAAAUAGCUACUGCCAUUAAAAUAAUAGAGCAUUUAGCAAAUGGAUUGACAAAUAACUGCCAUUUUACGAUUUUAAAAACUAUUA